AUGGAUCUACCUGCUCACCAGCGUCCUUUAUUUUCGGACCGAGUAACCGUCAACGGCACCGUCACGCCGCUCGCUCUUCUCGCCGACGGUAGGCUCUGGUGGUCGGAGGGGAUCCAACGCUGUCUCUCAGUCGAAAAAGAGGUCCUCGGAUUUGUUGCCAGUGGACCCUACAUCAAACUCAAGACGCUCGUGGAGGCUCGUGACGGUUGCUGCACCGCCGGUGCCGCAGGCAGACUCGUUCCUAAUGAUGUUGUUUUUAAACCCUCGUCGGAUGAAACGCAUAGGCUCUGGUGUCAGAAGCUUCGCGAAUUUAUUGAUUCUCUCGGUCGACCUAAGAGGCUGCUUGUUUUUGUGAAUCCGUUUGGUGGGAAGAAAUCUGCUGUCAAGAUUUUCGCUGAACAAGUCAAACCUCUUUUUGUAGAUGCUCAAAUUCAACUCACUGUUCAAGAAACCAAACAUCAGCUACAUGCCAAGGAGAUUGCUUGUUCGCUUGAUAUUAAAAAGUACGAUGGAAUUGUUUGUGUUAGCGGAGAUGGAAUCUUGGUUGAGGUUGUAAAUGGACUUCUUCAAAGAGAGGAUUGGAAUACAGCAAUAAAGAUGCCCCUUGGAGUGGUUCCUGCAGGUACGGGAAAUGGCAUGGCAAAAUCUCUGCUUGAUUCAGUUGGCGAUCCUUGUGCAAUAUCCAAUGCCGUUCUUGCUAUUAUACGAGGCCAUAAGCGACAGCUUGAUGUGGCUACCAUAACACAAGGGGAAACCAGAUUUUUCAGUAUACUAAUGCUUGCAUGGGGUCUAAUUGCUGAUAUUGACAUCGAGUCUGAAAAGUAUCGGUGGAUGGGAAGUGCUCGUUUAGAUUUUUAUGCUCUCUGUCGAUUAUUCAAUUUGAGGCAAUACAAUGGACGUGUUUUGUUUGUUCCUGCACCCGGGUUUGAGUCUUAUGGGGAGUCUACCAGUUAUCCUGCCAAAUCCACUAUCAAAGGCAACAACAGUGAUCCAAGUGAAGGGGCACAUGUUAAUUUGCAAACCCUUCAUUAUCAAGGACCCGAAAUAAACUUGGAAAAUAUGAAUUGGAGAGUUAUAAACGGACCCUUUAUUAGUGUCUGGCUUCACAAUGUACCUUGGGGUGCUGAAGACACAAUGGCAGCACCUGAUGCAAAGUUCUCUGAUGGUUAUCUGGACCUGAUCAUUAUGAAGAAUUGCCCAAAGUUACAUUUGUUGUCAAUGUUGUCAGGGUUGAGUAAUGGAGAACAUGUGAAAUCUCCAUAUGUCACGUACCUGAAGGUGAAAGCUUUCAGUUUGGAACCUGGUUCACGCACAAAGGACCAAGAGAAGGAAGGGAUUAUAGAUUCAGAUGGCGAGGUUUUGGCAAGAGGGAAAGGAACCUACAAGUGUGAGCAGAAGGCUUUGAUGGCCUAUGAUAAAUUGCAGAUAACAGUGGAUAGAGGUUUAGCUACACUUUUUACCCCUUUGUAA
Messenger RNA from Vicia faba (fava bean), 1470 nucleotides. Lineage: Eukaryota; Viridiplantae; Streptophyta; Magnoliopsida; Fabales; Fabaceae. The record is from the annotation of a GenBank genome assembly.